Messenger RNA from Malassezia vespertilionis, 1044 nucleotides. RefSeq names its product translation initiation factor eIF3 subunit (gene TIF34). The transcript has 2 exons. Gene Ontology annotation, biological process: cytoplasmic translational initiation. Gene Ontology annotation, cellular component: cytoplasm; eukaryotic translation initiation factor 3 complex, eIF3m. Lineage: Eukaryota; Fungi; Basidiomycota; Malasseziomycetes; Malasseziales; Malasseziaceae. The record is from RefSeq and is a predicted model, not a curated record. Gene Ontology annotation, molecular function: protein binding; translation initiation factor activity; RNA binding. The coding region runs from base 1 to 1044 and encodes 347 amino acids.
AUGCGUCCAAUUGUGCUUUCUGGACAUACCCGUCCUCUCAACCAGAUCAAGUUUAAUCGCGAGGGCGAUUUGCUUUUCUCGGUUGCUAAAGACAAUGUCGUCAAUGUGUGGUUCUCGCACAAUGGCGAGCGUCUCGGAACAUACAACGGGCAUAAUGGUGCAGUCUGGUCCGUGGACAUUGAUAUGAGCUCUACGCUUUUGGUGACUGGCUCUGCCGACAACGAAAUGCGCAUUUGGGACGUGCGUACGGGACAGUGUCUCUAUUCGUGGGAGUUUGCUACCGCGGUCAAAUGCGUCGCGUUUAACCGCAACGGAACUGAAAUUCUUUGCAUUACGGAGGAGCGCAUGGGUCACCGUGGUGCACUGCGCGUCUUUAGGAUUAAUCGUGAUCCUGCAUCAUGGACACAGCAAGAAAAAGAGGCGAUCCGUACGGUCACCUUCUCCGGCUCCAAGGCAUCUGUCGCCACGUUUGACGCCCUGGACAGACAUAUUUUGACUGGGCACGAAAAUGGAAAAAUUGCGCUUUAUGCGCACGACAGCGAGUACCCCGAGUCUGGUGUCGACGCCGAGCUAGAGCUCCAGCACACAAUGGCACAUUCGGACCUUGUCACUGACCUGCAACUUGGCUGGGAUAAAACGUAUUUAAUCACGAGCAGCAAAGACAAGCUUUCUAAGCUUAUUGACACUAACACACUGGACGUGAUGAAGACAUAUCCUACAGAUACGCCGCUAAACUCGGCCAUUGCGCAUCCCACGCGGCCCUACGUGAUUGUCGGUGGUGGCCAGGAGGCAAUGAGCGUCACCACUACGAGCUCUCGUCAGGGCAAGUUUGAAUCGCGGUUCUGGCACAAGGUGUUUGAGGAAGAGACUGCCAGGCUACCUGGUCAUUUCGGUCCGAUCAACACACUCGCUAUUCAUCCUACAGGUAACGCGUAUGCUUCGGGUGGUGAAGAUGGCUACGUCCGUGUCAAUUGGUUUGACCCUACCUUCUUUACCUCCAAGCCGUACGGCGGCGAAUUUGAAAUUCCUGACGAGGACCAGUAA